UGGCUGCGCCCUAAGCAGUGAUAGUGACAGUGCUGUUCUACUUCAAUCAACAUUACUUCAAUACUUCUAACUAGGAGUAGGAUUGUACCCUUGUGGUUUAAAAAAAACAAUAUACCAGGUGGUUUCACACGCUUCUGCCAGCUUAGUCAGGCGAGUUUUCCCUCACAUAAUUGUAAUAUGGCGGCUGCUCAUGCUACUACCACAAGCUAUAAGUGCCGGCGAUGUCGGCAGAUGCUGUGCCUUUCAAGCUGCAUUGUUGAUUCUCAUGGGGAGCUGGCUAAGGAGGUCAGCUCUUGUGCACUCGACACAAGCAACCCUGAUCCACUGGCAGGAUUACUCUUCUUGGAUUCUGAUAAGCUGCCUGAGUGGCUGACAGCGCAGAUAGACGAGGGAGAAUGGUCCAAGGGACGAAUACAUUGUCCCAAGUGCCGAGCUAGGAUUGGCCUCUUUGAUUUCAUCACUGGAAGCAAAUGUGGGUGUCUGCAGUAUGUUCUCCCAGGAAUUCAGAUUAACAAGAGUAAGGUCGACCACCAUGUUCCACGCCCAUUGCAGAGCUCAGUGGUGACACCCACCCGAUCCUACACAUGUACCGAAGCUAAGGAGUCUGGUGCUGAUGUUGGUGUUGGCAUGCUAACGAAUCUUGUCAGCCAACCUGAAUGUGUUUCGAUUGAAAAUACAGCCAGUCAUGUUGCUGGUCUGGAGACUGAACCAGUACUACACUCAAGUGUUGCUGCAAGUGAAAGUGCAGGUUCACUUUCUCAAAGGAACCUCUCUAGUGUCACGUGUUAUCAGACAUCUCCUCAUGCAGACACAGAAAGCAUCUCUCCUAGAGUCACCAUGGAUGAAAACACUAUCUUGAUGCAGUUGUAAGAACACGUUAUCCGCGUGAGCAGCUACAACAAGAUGUGUCGCGUAAGAACCUCAGGCUGUGUCCACUGCCAGCAACGACACGGCUGCACGCUGCCAGUCAGCAGCAGCCACGUGAUAGUGCCGCCGGCGUGAGGUGGGUCGCGAGUCGUCUGCCAUAUUCUGGCGUUCGUACGGCAUUCUGCUGCAUAGUCGUAUUAUGUUCUGUUACGGUCAAUCUCAUAGGUGCUCGUUUUUACGAUUACAAGUAUAGAGAUAAACUCACACAGGCGCACAUCUCUAACCUCUGUGUCUUGGCAUUGUUAGGGGGAGCAAUCUUUUGCUUCUUUGUGUUGCGUGUUGCGCGCUCGGGCCAUUAAAAAAGAAGAUACGUAAAAAUGUUAUGUAGGUUUGUUUUUUUAUAUUGUUACUUACUUUAUGUUUUCACCCUUAGUAGAGCAUAGGACAUCCACGAAACCUUGCCACAUUUUAUGAUCUUAGAGAAGAACUGGUCUUGUGCCAGUCAGUGCGUACCCAUAUGGUGUAAUUCUUGCUCGAUGUACCUUCUCCAAUUUAAUUUUGGGUGCCCCUGUAUUCUCUUUCCCUGGGGCCCAGAGGGGGUUCCAGAAAAGUGUUUUCCUUGUCAAACAUUCUGGCAGUUUCUUCAGUGUUCGCAUCAUCCACUGCCACUUUUGUCUGAGCACCUGGGCUCCCAUAGGUUCCAGCUUAGCUAUCUUCGAGAGGCCAUUGUUACGAAUACCUUAGACCAUCGGAUCCCUAGGAUUGAUUUGAAGCAUUUUAUUCCUAAAAAAUGCCUGAAUCAUAUUGAUAACUUUCUUGGUGAACUGCCAGGUUUCUUUGCACUAAGGCACUAACUUGAUAUUAAGGCUCAGUUCUUAGAUCCCAACACAGAUUUUAGGUAAAAAGCAGUUCUUGCCUCUCCAAUUCUGGACCGCACAUCCUGUCUUGAUCUGCCAUCGGUACAAAUCACACUACAUAGAUAGGGAAAUAAAGCCCCAUCUUCACGAGCCUCAUUGUCCAAGGUAAUGACUUCACCUACUCAAUUAAAUCUUCUUUUGAGUAUCUACUGAAAUCCAUUUUUUGUAUUGGUGUUUUCUGGGACCAAGUAUCUCCUGGCUGUCUCAAUCCAUACCUGUUUUCAAUUCGUUCAUGUGCCGUCUACAUUUGGCUGAUAAUGUAGUACCUCACCUACUUGGAAUGACAGUGAGGUCACGUUUCGUCUGAUCUCUAUCCUUCAAUCUAUUUGGCAUGGUUGGUACGUCGACAGAGCUCUAUUGGUCAUAGAGACACUCACACCGCCCCCAUCAUCA
Priapulus caudatus is the source of this 2177-nucleotide messenger RNA. Its product is annotated as E3 ubiquitin-protein ligase RNF180-like. The record is from RefSeq and is a predicted model, not a curated record. Lineage: Eukaryota; Metazoa; Priapulida; Priapulimorpha; Priapulimorphida; Priapulidae. Gene Ontology annotation, cellular component: endoplasmic reticulum membrane. Gene Ontology annotation, molecular function: ubiquitin protein ligase activity; ubiquitin conjugating enzyme binding. The transcript is spliced from 4 exons. Bases 178 to 870 code for a protein of 230 amino acids. Gene Ontology annotation, biological process: positive regulation of proteasomal ubiquitin-dependent protein catabolic process; norepinephrine metabolic process; protein polyubiquitination.